Messenger RNA from Mus caroli (Ryukyu mouse), 1924 nucleotides. Lineage: Eukaryota; Metazoa; Chordata; Mammalia; Rodentia; Muridae. The record is from RefSeq and is a predicted model, not a curated record.
GAAAGAAAGAAAGAAAGAAAGAAAGAAAGAAAGAAAGAAAGAAAGAAAGAAAGAAAGAAAGAAAGAAAGCCGCAAGCCUUUGGACUCCAGCAUACUGCACGAGAAACACAAACAUUCGAAUGGAUUUAGAGGUAAAAGGAGUGGCUGCCUCCAGGAGCCAGACUCGGCUAUUUUCUGGAAGAAAGAAUUCACUGCAGCAAGGAUGGACUUCUAGAUCAUGGGCAAUCCAAAAUUCCUGCCUACCUAUGGUCCCACCACUUGAUCUGGGAAGCCUUGUUGACUCUGAUGAGGAGGAUAAUUUUUCACAAACACCACGUGGUACAGUCCAUGUUCAUCUUAACCCAUCACGGUCACAGCCUGCUCUGGGCUGGGCUCUGCCAUGUCAAAGACCUGACACUCAGCAUGGACGACAGGAAGUGGAACAGGACAUAAUACCUGAGGAUUUGCCAGCGCCAACAGGCAAAUACAAGCUAAAGUACCAGCAGUACGCAAGCGAAAUGAAAGACAGCUACAAACAGUACAUUCAGAGGAGCACAGAGAAGCCAAAGGCAGCAAGCAGGCCAGAGGCAACUGAGAAGGUGGAAGGAGCCAGUCUGGACGACCUCAUGACUUUGGAUAGGAAAGCCCUCUUACAGCAAGGUUACGCAGAUAGCACUUACCAUAGACAGAGCAUCUCGAGGAAAUCAGAUGUGGAGACUGUGGCUAUAGAGAAGAAGAAACAGACCGUUGCAGAGCAGAUGAUGAUGGACCACUUAUCCAGGGCUGUCAUCAGCGAUCCAGAACAAGAUUUAAACAUCAAGAACCAAGAGAGUUUUCAUGUCCCUCCUGACUCAGAGAGGGCACCACUUCGAGUCAGGAGACGAACUCUGCAUGAAACGAAGAUAAGAACCAACUCCNCAUUAACAGAGAAUGACCUUUCUCAGAAAGUAGAAUUUGAAGGGAGGGUCUUAUCAAGAAAUGGACGCGAUGCCUGCAGGGAACUGAUUGGGUUUUUCUUUGCCCACGACCGGUCCCUAACAGUGUAUGAAUAUCGAAUGUUCGGGAAAAACAGAACAAGUGUGCUUCCUUUUAUUAAAAAAGACAUUUAUCAUCAUCAGUGUGGACGAAGAAAAGGAAAGCAAUAUGAGCUUGGUGACGUCUAUACUGGUGCAACUUUGACAUUUUUGAGCUGUGAUCAACCUAGCCUUCCAAAGACCAUAAAAGAAAAUGCAUUGCUUAGACUUCGAAUUACAAAUAUUGAUCAAGUAGCUUUGAAUUCUCUGAAGCACACAACUUUGUGUAGAUCCUUUGCAACUCUUUUUCCACCUCUCAGUGAGAAUAAACUGAAAGAACAACUGCACAAGAAGGGUGCUCGAAUUUUGACUGGAUUGGGAAAAUACUUCCAAGGUUUGGACAAGGAAGGGAAUGGGCUUUUAGAAAAGGCAGAUUUUCAGCAAGCUCUGAAAACCUUUCACUUGGAAGUGUCUGAACAGGACUUUGAGUCUUCCUGGCUAAUUCUGCAAGGAUAUGGCCAUAGCAAGAACAAGGUUGACUAUGGAGAAUUCAAACGUGCCAUUUUUGGUGAAAUGAAUGAAUAUAGGAAGUCAUUUGUUCGCAAGGCCUUCAUGAAACUGGAUUUUAACAAAACCGGCAUUGUGUCUGUUAUAGACAUAAGAAAGUGUUACUGCGCCAAGAAGCAUCCACGUGUGAUCUCAGGGCAUUCAACAGAGGAGGAAAUCAAAUCAUCUUUCCUAGAGACAUUAAAAGGCGCCUGCAGCAAGUGCGAUGAAAUUUCAUACGGCGAAUUUGAAGAUUACUAUGAAGGCCUAAGUAUAGGGGUAGCAGGUGAUGAAGACUUUGUCAACAUCUUAUGUAUUCCGUGGAGAAUUUAGUUUUCAAUAACGCACCUUCUCGCUGGCACCAAGUAUCUUAUAGAUAAUAUGCA